AUGGGUUCGUAUCUGGCGGUGGCAGAGGCUUCUGCGGCAGACAACCCACCCAAGUUCAUCCACGUCACCUACACGCCGCCUGCUGCUGGAACUGCUCGUGCUGGGGAAGGGGGGGAGGAGAAGGCAUUGAAGAAGUCGGCGCUGAUUGGCAAGGGGCACACCUUCCACCUGCCAGCGCUGAUUCGCAAGGGGCACACCUUCCACCUGCCAGCGCUGAUUCGCAAGGGGCACACCUUCCACAGCUAUGCAUGGGUGUUCGCCUGCCCUCUCAUGGCUCUUCCUAUUCACCCAUCCCAUCCGCUUUCCACGUUGAUCUAUUCGUCCAGCCGCCUUAUCGAGUACCUCUUCUAUUCACCCAUCCCCAUCCCUCCCUUGAGCCAGUGGCGGCUACAGCUUACAACCUCAAGCAGGCCCGGCUCAAUGAUUCACCCCAUGAAGUUUGACCCAGGUGACACGGCGGCGCUGCCAGUCAAGGCAGUCUCCACAAGAUCCUAA
Molecule: messenger RNA, 495 nt
Organism: Closterium sp. NIES-65
Lineage: Eukaryota; Viridiplantae; Streptophyta; Zygnematophyceae; Desmidiales; Closteriaceae
Source: the annotation of a GenBank genome assembly